This is a messenger RNA of Meriones unguiculatus (Mongolian gerbil), 3992 nucleotides long. It is a transcript of the gene Klhl20, whose product is annotated as kelch like family member 20. The record is from RefSeq and is a predicted model, not a curated record. Gene Ontology annotation, molecular function: protein binding. Lineage: Eukaryota; Metazoa; Chordata; Mammalia; Rodentia; Muridae.
ACAUACUCAUAGAAAACGCGGCUACUUCCGGAGUCAUGCCGGAACCACUUGUCCCAACAUGUGCACUUCCGUGGGAAGAAUUCAGGUGUAGGACCACUUCCUGUUUCUGGAUGGGGGGGGGGCGGGUGCAGGGAAAGGAAAUAGCUGCGGGAGCCGCAUCCUGCCUGCUCUUGCGGCGCCAGAGGUGGAGGCAGAGAGGGCGGAGAAGGCAGAGAAGGGCUGCAGAGAAAAAAAAAAGUGUCAGAGCCAGUACGGCUUUAGAAUACGGUGAAGGAUACUUUUCAUGGUGCAUGGAAGGAAAGCCAAUGCGCAGGUGUACCAACAUUCGACCAGGAGAGACUGGAAUGGAUGUAACAAGCCGCUGCACCCUUGGAGACCCCAACAAACUGCCAGAAGGGGUUCCCCAGCCUGCUCGCAUGCCCUAUAUCUCAGACAAGCACCCUCGGCAAACCUUGGAAGUAAUCAACCUUCUGAGAAAGCACCGAGAGCUAUGUGAUGUGGUGCUAGUUGUGGGUGCUAAGAAGAUAUAUGCCCACCGCGUCAUUCUGUCAGCCUGCAGCCCCUACUUCCGAGCAAUGUUUACAGGAGAACUGGCAGAAAGCCGACAGACAGAAGUAGUGAUCCGAGACAUAGAUGAGAGGGCUAUGGAGCUCCUGAUAGACUUUGCAUAUACCUCUCAGAUAACUGUGGAAGAGGGCAAUGUGCAGACCCUCUUGCCUGCUGCUUGCCUCCUCCAGCUGGCGGAAAUACAGGAAGCCUGCUGUGAAUUCUUAAAGAGACAAUUAGAUCCUUCUAAUUGCCUGGGCAUUCGGGCUUUUGCUGACACACAUUCUUGCCGUGAGUUGCUAAGGAUUGCAGACAAGUUCACUCAACAUAACUUUCAAGAGGUAAUGGAGAGUGAAGAAUUUAUGUUACUUCCAGCCAACCAACUCAUUGAUAUAAUAUCUAGUGAUGAGCUCAAUGUUCGGAGUGAAGAACAAGUGUUCAAUGCAGUGAUGGCCUGGGUCAAAUACAGUAUUCAGGAAAGACGUCCUCAGUUACCCCAGGUGCUGCAGCAUGUUCGCCUGCCUUUGCUUAGUCCCAAGUUCCUGGUGGGCACCGUAGGCUCCGACCCCCUCAUUAAAAGUGACGAAGAAUGCAGAGACUUGGUGGAUGAGGCUAAAAACUACCUCCUGUUGCCUCAAGAACGACCACUAAUGCAGGGACCAAGGACAAGACCACGGAAGCCUAUUCGAUGUGGAGAAGUGCUCUUUGCAGUUGGUGGUUGGUGUAGUGGAGAUGCCAUUUCCAGUGUUGAACGGUAUGAUCCACAGACCAAUGAGUGGCGAAUGGUAGCUUCAAUGAGUAAAAGGCGAUGUGGGGUUGGAGUCAGUGUUCUUGAUGACCUGUUAUAUGCAGUGGGCGGCCAUGAUGGAUCCUCAUACCUCAAUAGUGUUGAAAGAUAUGACCCCAAAACAAACCAAUGGAGCAGUGACGUGGCCCCUACAAGUACCUGCAGGACAAGCGUUGGUGUGGCAGUCCUUGGAGGUUUUCUCUAUGCUGUGGGUGGACAGGAUGGUGUCUCUUGCCUCAAUAUUGUUGAGAGGUAUGAUCCAAAGGAGAACAAGUGGACUCGGGUGGCUUCUAUGAGUACUAGAAGACUAGGAGUUGCUGUGGCUGUGUUGGGAGGGUUCUUAUAUGCUGUAGGUGGCUCUGAUGGAACAUCCCCACUCAACACAGUGGAACGCUACAACCCUCAGGAAAACAGAUGGCACACCAUAGCCCCUAUGGGCACCCGAAGGAAACACCUAGGUUGUGCAGUGUACCAGGACAUGAUCUAUGCUGUGGGAGGGAGAGACGAUACUACAGAGCUUAGCAGUGCUGAAAGAUACAACCCCAGAACUAACCAGUGGUCUCCCGUGGUGGCCAUGACAUCCCGCAGGAGUGGAGUUGGUCUGGCGGUGGUCAAUGGACAGCUCAUGGCAGUAGGAGGUUUUGAUGGUACAACAUACUUGAAGACCAUUGAAGUUUUUGAUCCAGAUGCCAAUACGUGGAGGUUAUAUGGAGGGAUGAAUUACCGUCGACUAGGAGGUGGCGUAGGAGUUAUUAAAAUGACACAUUGUGAAUCCCAUAUAUGGUGAACCCAGAAGCAUACACUCCUUUAUAUUUGGAAGAGCCUUGACUUUGAAGCUUUGUACAGCUCAAGAAAACAUUAGAACAAAUUUUAUUCUUUGCCGGUGCCUCAACAUUCAGAAAUACCAGUCUAACGACGGGACUCACCUGCAAGAUGCCACCUUUGCACAAAACCUUUCUGCUCUGUAUACAGAGUAUUUAUUUUUGGCUUUAAUUUAUCAUGGAGUUUUGAUGGGUAUUGUUUUUGUUUUGUUGGCUUGGUCCUUUGGUUUUUUUGUUUAAUUUUUUUUUAACUUAUCCUUCCUACCAUGGGGGGGAAAAAACAGGCAAAAAUUCCAAGCUGCAAAGUUUUCUUUGCUUUCUAGGUUUUGGGUUGAUUUUGAAAAUACUGAUAAGGGCAGAAGGGCUAUUUAUAACCUGGGUGUUAUUCCUAUUAGACACUAUCCAUCUACAAAGAUUACCAGUGAUAAAGAUAGAUACGCAAUGCAUAUUCGCUAGUUAUCAUUCUUGCACUAAAUAUUAGAGCACAUUAAAUAUAAACAUAAAGGGGGCUGGAGAUGGUUCAGUAAAAGCAUGUACUGCUUUUGCAGAGGACCUGGAUUUAGCUCCCAUCACCCACAAUUGGCAGCUCACAGCUGUGUGUAACUCCAGCUAGAGCAGUGGUUCUCAACUUUCCUAAAGCUGCAACCCUUUAAUAUAGUUCCUCAUGUUGUGGUGAACCCCAACCAUAGUAUAUUUUCAUUGAUACUUCAUAACUAUAAUUUUGCUACAGUUAUGAAUUGUAAACAUCAGACAUGCAGGAUAUCUGAUAUGUGACCCCUGUGGAAGGCCCAAAGGGGUUGCAACUCACAGGUUGAGAAAACAGUGGGCGCUUAUCCAGGGCUGUCUUUUGGCCUCUGCAAGUACCUAUACUCCUGUGUAUUCACACACCCAAAUGCACAUAGGCCCCACAAAUACGAGUAAUUAAAAGUAAAAUUUCUUUUAAAUAUAAAAGGAAAACAAAACAAGGACACAUUUCGCUAAAUAGGACAAUUCAUAAGGAAUAUUAAAUCCAUAAAAGCAGGACUUGGAUGCUACAGUUUUCAUUCACCAGUGGAUGUUUACAUCUAACUGAACUUGCUUCCAAUUCCCACCCCAACACACACACCUCUUUUUUUUCUGCCACGAGUACCUAGGUCUCGCUCAGUGCCUCUUACUAAAACAGUGUGAGUCUCAUUCAUUGCUUUGAGACCACAGUAAAAUCAAGUGCUCACAGAUCUUCCCACCUGCAGCUUCCCUCCUAUCUCCUCAUUGCCAUCAAGGAGAAACAACCUCUCUCCAGCCAUGAGCUGUGUUUCAGUUUACACUGGAUGUUCCAGCCUGGUGGAUCUGGGCCGACCUUUAGCAACACCUCCAAAGGAAUGAUCUUCAACUCCUGUUAGCAGGACCUGUGAAGGGAUGUCAAGGCAGCCAAAGCGUAAGAACAGAGCUGGGGUCCUUAUGCUAAUUAUCUAUCACUGUCUUUCAUCUAAGGCCACUGUUACUAUGUCUCUUAAGUUGCACUUUCUGAUGAAAGGUUAAAAUUUUUAAGGAAAUAAGCGAAAAUUUUAGUGCCUAUGAUUCUCCCCAUUAUAAUCAUAGACUGAUUUCUUUUUUUUCAAUAUAUUUUGCAGGAAAACCUUUGAAUGAGACUUUAGCCACAACCAAAAGGAAUAACCUUUACCUUCUUCCUCUCCCCUACAACAAAAUGUUUGACAACUUUUGUGUUUACAUUUAAACAUCAUUUGCACCUUUUUCAAAGAAAAAAUAAGUAUUUGGUAAACAAUUGUUUACAUGUAUCAUUUAUGCUUUUUUCUAGCAUGUAUAACUUUUUAAAAUAAAGGUAGUAUUUACCAUAAAAA